GAUUUUGGCCAGCCCAGCCAGCCGGCAAACGACCGGGCAAAUGCACCAGCUGGGGUUGGCACCACCUGAGCUCCCGUCCGGCCUCUGCCCACCUGACGUGACGACACACGAGCUCUGCCUUUUUCCUCUCCCCCAUCCACAUCCACCACGCAUCCAUCCAUCUUCUCUACCCUCUCACACACCAUCGUCUCGCCAUUGCACAUACGUCGUCUCGCGGGCACGCAUAAUCACUCCCCCUUUUCUUCACAUAUACCUUCCUACGCAAACAAACCCCAACAUCCAUCCCCUCGCAUACAUACCCUCGAAGCCAUGUCGUACGCAGACGUAGCCGCCAGCGGGCCUAAGCAAUCCCCCUCCGAGGCCGCCGCCCCGGCACCCCCCGAGAUCAUCGCCAACGAGUCCGCGUCGACGGCCUCGCUCAUCGACGUCGACGCCCCUAGCGUGCACACCGUGCCGUCCGACUUCCUCGAGCAGGACGUGCAGACGGAGACGCAGGCCGCGCGCCGCGAGCGCGAGGACGCCGCCGCCGAGGCCAAGGCCAAGGCCGAUAAGGCACGCCGCGACGCCGCCGAGAAGGCCCGCCGCGCGGACAGCUGGCUCACGGCGCAGUUCGCCAAGCUAUCCGACGGCAGCGCCGGCGCCCUCGCCCUCGCAAACGUCGCCGCCGUCGUCGGCCUCAGCUCCUACCUCGGGUACCGCGCCUGGGGCCUCUACGAAAAGGGCCGCCUCGACUGGAAGACGGCCGGCGUCGGCGUCGGCAUCCUCGCUGCCGUGGGCGCCAUCGAGUCCGUCUUUGGCGGCUACCUGUACAAGGGCCGGAAGAAGGGUGGCUCCUCUUGAGGGAAAGGGGAACUCUGACGGUUCUUUGAUGCUGGAGUUGCUGCGUGUGGGCUCUAUUUCGGCGUCGGGUCGGCCAUGGGUCUGGUGUUGUAAACGACUUGUCUCUGCUCUUGUGUAUCAAUGUUAAUACCGCUUCAAUCAUCCUCACUUGUGCCGGUUACGGUGAGCACCGUGCUUGCAAAUGCUUUGCGUCAGUUGCCGUCAUUUGAUCUGCCCAUGACAUGGAUCGAUUUAUUUAGAGUGG
Purpureocillium takamizusanense is the source of this 1084-nucleotide messenger RNA. RefSeq lists its product as uncharacterized. NCBI's taxonomy places the organism in Eukaryota, Fungi, Ascomycota, Sordariomycetes, Hypocreales, Ophiocordycipitaceae. Bases 310 to 840 code for a protein of 176 amino acids. The record is from RefSeq and is a predicted model, not a curated record. Gene Ontology annotation, cellular component: mitochondrial outer membrane. The transcript is spliced from 3 exons. Gene Ontology annotation, molecular function: nascent polypeptide-associated complex binding.